CCAGUUGAGUUGAAGACCUCUCUCAGUCCUUGAUUUUCGCCUUCUCAGAUUGAAUCGAGAGAAAAUGGCCGAUCAUGUGAAUGAGCAGCCGCACGAAGAGUAUCUUGACGUUCUCACCAAAGCUGGGGACAAAACCGGCGUCUCUAAGCCCAGGGGAGAUGUCCAUAGAGAUGGUGACUACCAUCGAGCUGUUCAUGUGUGGAUAUUUGCUGAAAGCACACAAGAACUUCUGCUUCAAAAACGUUCUGAUUGCAAAGAUUCUUGGGCUGGGCUUUGGGACAUCUCUAGUGCUGGUCACAUAUCUGCUGGGGAUUCAUCCCUUGUCACAGCUCGGAAGGAGCUUCAAGAAGAGCUUGGUAUUAAACUCCCAAAGGAUGCAUUUGAACUGCUAUUUGUUUUUCUUCAAGAGUGUGUCAUAAAUGAUGGAAAGUUCAUUAACAACGAAUACAAUGAUGUCUACCUUGUCACAAUGAUAGAUCCGAUUCCAUUGGAGGCCUUUACUCUUCAGGAAUCUGAAGUUUCAGCCGUUAAAUAUAUAUCUGUAGAGGAGUAUAGGAGGCUGCUUGUGAAUGAAGAUCCUCAUUAUGUGUCUUAUGAUGUGAAUGAUCAAUAUGGCCAACUCUUUGAAAUCUUGGCCAAAAGGUACAAACAAAAUGCUGAAGCACGUUCAUUGAAUCUACAGAAAAAGCUGAACUGUUAUGCUCAUGUUUCUCUUGAUGCAAAGUUAACUGGGCUUAGCAGUGCAGACAAGGAAGCUUUAUCUCUAAUUGUUGAAGCUGCAAAAAUAAUGGAUCAAAUUUUCUUUCUGCAGGUUUGGUGCAGCAAUCCAUCUUUAAGAGAUUGGUUAGAGCAGCAUGCUGAUGAAUCCCAACUGAGCAAAUUAAAAUGGAUGUGUUACUGCAUCAACAAAAGUCCGUGGUCUUGUCUGGAUGAAAAUGAAGCCUUUUUGACAACUGCUGACUCAGCUGUGAAGCUGCUUCCCCAAGCUACAAAGCCAGUGACCGGGUGGAAAGGACUUGAAUAUAGGGCGGCAUUUCCCAGUGUGAAACCGCCAGGUGCAAAUUUUUAUCCUUCAGAUAUGGACAAAACGGAGUUUGAGUUGUGGAAAAAUAAUCUAUCAGAAGACAAGAAGAACGAGGCAACUGGGUUUUUCAAUGUUAUAAGGAGGGAAAGUGAAAGAAUAUUGGAUGAGUCACUGUCACCCACAUCAGCUAGCUGCAGUAUUCAUGUGCCUGAUCUAUAUAUUGUCCCUUAUUCUAAGGAGUACAAUGAUUACCUUUCAAAAUCUGCUGAUCUACUGCACAAAGCUGGAGACUUGGCCAGUUCACCUAGCUUGAAGAAGCUGUUGCACAGCAAGGCUGAUGCAUUCUUGUCAAAUGAAUACUAUGAUUCAGAUAUCGCCUGGAUGGAAUUGGACUCAAAGCUAGAUGUGACCAUUGGCCCUUACGAGACUUAUGAAGAUUCAAUUUUUGGAUACAAGGCCACGUUUGAAGCUUUCAUUGGAAUUCGGGAUGAUGAGGCAACAGCUCAACUUAAACUAUUUGGUGAUAAUUUACAGGUUUUGGAGAAGAAUCUUCCUAUGGAUGAUGCCUAUAAAUCUGAGGAUGUCAGUGCAGCCCCAAUUCGAGUUGUCCAGCUUAUUUAUAAUUCUGGGGAUGUGAAGGGUCCACAAACUGUUGCAUUUAACCUUCCAAAUGACGAACGCAUAGUAAAGGACAGAGGAACGUCUAUGGUCAUGCUCAAAAACGUCUCUGAAGCAAAGUUCAAACUUAUCCUUGAGCCGAUUGCAAAUGUAUGCAUAGUAGAGGAGCAACGUGAAUAUGUAGACUUUGACUCAUUCUUCACACACACAAUUUGUCAUGAGUGCUGCCAUGGUAUUGGACCUCAUUCAAUAACACUACCUAAUGGUAACAAAUCUACUGUGAGAUUGGAGUUGCAAGAACUUCACUCAGCUCUUGAAGAAGCUAAAGCUGACAUUGUUGGACUUUGGGCCCUAAGAUUUCUAGUCAACCAGAAUUUACUCCCAAGGACCUUACUCAAAUCCAUGUAUGUCUCAUUCCUUGCUGGCUGUAUCCGUUCUGUACGCUUUGGCUUAGAGGAAGCUCACGGGAAAGGGCAAGCACUGCAGUUUAACUACUUAUUUGAGAAAGGAUCCUUUGUCUUGCACCCUGAUGGAACAUUUUCAGUUGACUUUGACAAGGUUGAAGAUGCUGUAGAAAGCUUGAGUCGCGAAAUUCUGACCAUACAAGGAAGAGGCGACAAAGGGGCUGCAAAAACUCUUCUUUCCAAGCAUGGCACAAUGACUCAACCGCUGAAAAAUGCACUCGAAAAACUAGAAAAGAUUCAGGUUCCAGUGGAUAUAUUGCCGGAGUUCCCAAUUGCGGAUAAAAUUCUGGGCAACAUCAAUAAUAAUAAUAACUCUUGAAAGGUUUAGUUGGUUCAUCAAUCACCAUAAUUUAUUUAAAUUUCUUGUGUUUAUUAUGCCAUGCCCGACUUGUUAAUAAAACAAAGGGCAAUGACUCGAACUUUCUUUGGCUUGCAUACGAGUGCAGUGCACAUCUUUAUUCAAUUUUUCUAUCUAUCAAGUCUAAUGAAGUUGAAAUUUGCAUAUUUGUUCAACAGUUAUGCUUUUUGACAUAUGUUGGAUGUGUUUGUCUUUGUAGUUGUAUCCAUAUUCAUGUUCACGCAUGGAAGAUGAUUUAUAUAUUAGAAUUAUUUAUUAGUAUUA
Molecule: messenger RNA, 2728 nt
Organism: Andrographis paniculata
Lineage: Eukaryota; Viridiplantae; Streptophyta; Magnoliopsida; Lamiales; Acanthaceae
Product: nudix hydrolase 3-like
Exons: 21
Coding region: 65-2425 (786 amino acids)
Cellular component (GO): cytoplasm
Molecular function (GO): dipeptidyl-peptidase activity
Source: RefSeq, a predicted model, not a curated record